GAAUUCCCAAACUGGCAAAAGGGGGCAAAAAUAUUGCAUGCGGUCACAUGCUUUGGAGCUGCAUUUCCCCCUUACACCUGCAUGAGCUAAAAAAAACAAACACUAAUACGGAAGGGCAAGCAUGUACCAAUGCCGCUGCGGCCUACCAGCUAAGCAGCCCUGCGACCUCCCCGGCCCGCACGCCGGCUCCACCAGGGGUCCCAUCUGGGCCCACUCCUCGAGCUAUAAGUUCCCGCACUUCGCCUCCACCCACCUCAAGCUCAGAGAAGCAAGCGCACACACUCCCAAGUCCUGUAGCUAGCUGUUCGUCUCGUCUAAGUGCUUCGGCGUUGGGACGAGACAAUCGAGAAGGUCGUGCCUUUGCAUCGCACGAGCGUGUUGCCUGCCUCGCCGGUUGGUGAAGUGAAGCACAUGACGAACCAGGACGUGGUCGUUUCGGAGAUGGGCAUCGCGGCCGGUGCGGCGCUGCCGGGCACCAGCCCGGCCCUCUUGGCCUGCCGGGGCGCGGCUGCCGGCGCCAUGUCUCUGCGGCAGACGUACCUCGACCUGGCCGCGGCCGCCGCGCGCUCGGCCAGCUGCACCUGGGUCGACGCCAUGCGCGCCUCCUCGCCCACCCGCUCCCGCGCCGCCGCGAAUGUCGACGAGUUCUCGGCCUGGAUGAGGAAGCACCCGUCCGCGCUGGGAAAGUUCGAACAGAUCGCCAGCGCGUCCAAGGGGAAGAAGAUCGUCAUGUUCCUGGACUACGAUGGCACGCUCUCACCCAUCGUCCCCGACCCCGACGCGGCCUACAUGAGCGACGCGAUGAGGACGGCGGUGCGCGACGUCGCGAAGCACUUCCCGACGGCGAUCGUGAGCGGGCGGUGCCGCGACAAGGUGCGCAGCUUCGUCGGCCUCUCGGAGCUCUACUACGCCGGCAGCCAUGGCAUGGACAUCAAGGGACCAAGCUCCAAUCCGGAGUCGGUCUUGUGCCAGCCUGCAAGCGAGUUCCUCCCCGUGAUAGACGAGGUGCACAAGGCGCUGGUGGAAAAAACUAAAUCCACACCUGGAGCCAAGGUGGAGAACAACAAGUUCUGCCUGUCCGUCCACUUCAGAUGUGUAGAUGAAAAGAGAUGGAAUGCUUUGGCCGAGCAAGUCAAGGCCGUGAUCAAGGACUACCCCAAGCUAAAACUCACCCAGGGGAGGAAGGUUUUGGAGAUCCGUCCGAGCAUUAUGUGGGACAAGGGCAAGGCCUUGGAGUUCCUGCUCGAAUCGCUCGGAUUCGCCCACUGCAGCGACGUCCUCCCGGUGUACAUCGGUGACGACCGCACCGACGAGGAUGCUUUCAAGGUGUUGAGGAAAAGGUGUCAAGGCUUCGGAAUCCUUGUUUCCAAGUGCCCCAAGGAGACCAACGCCUCCUACUCUCUCCAGGACCCAAGCGAGGUCAUGGACUUCUUGCUCCGGCUGGUGGAAUGGAAGCGGAAAUCAUCGCCGCAGAUGAUCCGCCCGAGAGUGUAGCUGAGCAGUAGAGGAAGAACUAGGACGAGCCAUCGGUCGAUUGGUCAAUCGAUCGAUCGAAUCGGUGUCGAAUCAUGCGAACAUACCCCACCACCAUUUUUUUUUUACGAUUCUUGUGGAACGGACUCGUCGUGGUUACAGGUUCUUCGAUUCCCCUGAUCGAUCCCUGUGCCACCGAGGAAAAAGAGGCCACACAACUCUCGCCUGCGCCGUCUUUCUCUGAAAAUGUUUUGAGCAGCAACCAAACAUGCAUUUUGGUGCUAAUCGUGUCAAUGUACUACUAGUGCCCCUUCUCGUGUAAUUUUUGUCGCCGUCCCAUGGGUUUGGAAGGCAUCUGCAAAGCUACAUGCCAUCCUAGAACCUUUGCAAGAAAACGAGGUUCAAUUCACCCCAUGUAACUACUAGCUAGUUAUAUAGGCUUCAGUUCGUCCUCUUGUACCCUCUGUAACAUGUAGUAAAGGAAGUUCGUAAUGGAAUUAU
This is a messenger RNA of Phragmites australis (common reed), 1974 nucleotides long. Its product is annotated as probable trehalose-phosphate phosphatase 4. Gene Ontology annotation, molecular function: trehalose-phosphatase activity. The record is from RefSeq and is a predicted model, not a curated record. Lineage: Eukaryota; Viridiplantae; Streptophyta; Magnoliopsida; Poales; Poaceae. Bases 412 to 1494 code for a protein of 360 amino acids. Gene Ontology annotation, biological process: trehalose biosynthetic process. The transcript has 10 exons.